GUUCGAACUGUACAUAGUCUUUUCUCGAACGUUGUUUGCUUGCGGUUAAUUUCUGACAGAUCAUCUUGUACCUUUGUUUUGGUAGGAAUAAAUAACGAACGAUAUAACAAGAAACCAUGGCAAAUUUUAAGACAUUAUUAGUGUUAUCUAUCUUGUUUUAUCUAGAAGUAACAGAAGGCACUAACGGCAUACGACCAGAACCAUUUCACGUAACAACACACCAACCUACUUCUCCAACAGCAAAUUCUAGUUCAAUUUCACCUAAAACCACCUCCACGACAACUACCUCUACUACCCUCAAACCUGAUACAACUACUGUUAAUCCGAAUAUAACUACCAGUUCUACAACAAAAACAACAACAACUACUACUACUACUACUCCAAAACCUACUACCACUACCGUUACUACUCCUAAGACAACUACCACUUCCACUCCGAAGCCUACUACAACUCCUACAGCAAAAACUACCACUCCUAUUACACCUACACCAAAACCAGUUCCUGAACCAUCAAUAGGCAAAUGGUCCCUCAACUAUACCAACUCAAAUGACAGUUGUUUAUUGAUGGACGCAGCCUUGCAGAUUGAAAUCCCCAACGGUAAUCUUUCCUCCCUGAAGAUCAAUAUUCCUGUGAAUGCAACAGUUGUGGGCAAUUGUGGCAAAGAUUUGGAUGUUCUGAUACUAUCUUGGGAGACAAACAUCAUCAACAUGAAUUUUGUACAAAACACAACUGACAAAAAGUUUGCAUUGGGAUCAAUUAUGGGUUUGGUAAAUGUUGCCCUCUCUAAUGGUACCUCACAGUUAUUGAAUGUAACUCAUAAAAAGUCAGAGUUCUCUACUAUGUUGGAUCAUUCUUACAAAUGUGCUAAGGUCCAAACUUUGAAUUUGACCGCUCUAGGCAGUAAUGAUACUAUUGCUUUAUUGCAUAUUAGUCAUGUGCAAUUCCAAGCCUUUUCUAAUGUGACACAACAUAAGUUUUAUGAUGCUAUCGAUUGUGAAGCUUCCGCUAUAACUUCAGAUGUCGUCCCAAUCGUAGUUGGUUGCGUAUUAGCCCUCCUGGUGGUUGUGGUACUGGUCGCCUAUCUUGUAGGAAGACGCUAUUGCCAGGCCAGAGGAUAUCAUUCAAUGUGAGUUGCAAAAACACUCCAAAGCUCGUAGAUAGGGAGCGUCUUACAUAACAUCUCGAGCUUAACUAUCUAAAUUAAUAACGAGAACAUACUUUAUUUGAUCUGUAUUUUAUUAUUUAAAGUUGCUGUUAUCUGUCAAAUGUCACUGUGAUCGGUUUUUCCUAUGGUAUGAACUUUUUAGUCUCGAUUAUUUUCGAUAUUUUUUUAAAAAGGAAGAUCUGAAACAAAAUUUUAUGUUAAAUAGUAUUUAAAAUUUAGUUCGUACUGUGAUAAAUUGAGGAUGUGCUAAUCUAUAGUGGUAUAUGACAAAUUGACAUCUUAUAUUUUGAAGGAGUUGCCUAAUUCUGUGAAUGAAGUAUGAUCUCUUAUGAGUUUCAUUCCUUUAAGCCUUGUAGAACUUUAAUUUUUAAAAUAGCGAACUUAUAAAAAUAUGCUUUUAUCAUUUGACUGCGUAUCGAGACGUAUUAAAAUCCAUGGGAUUUACCCAGAUUAAAUUUUGAAACAUAUAUAUUAUAAUAAUCCAUAUUAACAAUACUACAGUCAUAAAUUACAUUUAUUUGUGGCAAAUUAAGUUUAAGUUGUGUUUAGUUUAUUUUGUCUUAUCUUAAACAGAGUGAUGAUCUUUUCAUAUAUUACAAAUACUUAUUAACAAUAAAGAUUAUUUGAUUAGCUAAAGUAAAUGUAUUAUCUUUUAUUGCAAUUCGUUUAAAUAAUUUUUCUUUUUUAUUUGUAUUUAAUAUUACACUGAAUUCGUGUAAAAAAAGUAUGGGGGAAUCACUAAAGAUUUUGUAGUUUGUUUCGUUUGAUUGGAAAUUGACAAUAUAAAAGAAAUGAAAUUGUUCUCUGUAUGUUUUGAAGGUUUUUAUUUCAAAUCACUUUAAAGGUAUCCAGUUCACAAAUUAAUUAUAUAAUGCUGCAGUAAUGGGCUUAGUACAUAAGCGUAUGCACCGAUUAAUUAACAGUAAAUUAUGGUCAUUUUAUCUUGAUCAAAUAUGGAUAAUUUUUUUAUUUUACAUUAAUACAAAAAUCAUCUUGCUCUUUUUUCUCAGUUCGCGUUUUGUCAACACUGACGGUAAACACUACUAAUAAAAUUAUUGAAUGUUUCGAUUUCGCCUCUUUAAGGAGAUAGCGAUAUAUGACAUAAUACAUACUCUAUUCAAUUUCCCAAUAAGCAUACUUUACAUAAAAAUUAAAACUGAAUUGCAUUUGAGUGUUUAUGUUAAUUUAUUUUCUAUUUAUGAUACAUAUUAUUAGUUUUUUUUUUCUGUUAUGAGUAUUUUAAUAAUGAAUUUUGAUUGUGACUCUGUUUUAUUUUGUUUUGGUGUUGGUGAAUACGAAUUUGUUUCUUGUUUUUUGAGCUUCUACUUGGUCCAAAGGCGUGAAAGUCGAAUGGGAUUUAUGUUUUUUUUUGUAGGAAUGUAUUACAUUAGUGAUUUGUACAUGUUGCUCAUUUGUUUAGAAUAUUUUCAUUAAAAAAAUAUAUAUACCCUUUUUCUGUUCAUCUUAUUAUUCAUCGUUCAUGUCAAGCAAAUUUUCAAAUAUUAAGGAUAUAUUUUACGUACAGGAAAUAAAAAGUUGCCGAAUUUU
Messenger RNA from Diabrotica balteata, 2713 nucleotides. Lineage: Eukaryota; Metazoa; Arthropoda; Insecta; Coleoptera; Chrysomelidae. The record is from the annotation of a GenBank genome assembly.